AUCCAGCUGCAAGGACCCUGCAGUCUGCAUGGGGACAGAUCAGCAGAGGACACAGUCUGACUGACUGGCUGAGCAGCAGGCCCGGAGGGAGUCUGCAUGCUGAAGGCUGAUAAGCUGUUUGUCUUUCAUUUUUUUUAUCUGAAAGAACUGGAAUUUUCUGGCUUCUCUGAGGGGAAUCCACCAAAGUACUGAAGCAACUUUGUUGUCAGAUUUAAAGUUUUUUUUUAGGCCAUCGUGGACGGUUCAGAUUAUCACGUAACCUAAAGAACAUGGGAAACUGCCCCACCAGGUGUCAAUCCAACCUGGCCAUCCUUGAAAACUCAUCUGACUCUGCGACACCAGCAGACCAGCAGGAAGACGUGAUCGUUUCCCUCUGUGACUACCCAUCAUUCACCCUCACGGAGCAGACCAUGAGCAUCGGGGAAAAACUGACCAUCAUAUCAGACGAUGGGGAUUUCAUCAUGGUGAGAUCUAUAAGCACCGGCCGCGAGAGCUACAUUCCCACAAACUACACGGCCAAGGUGACACACAGGUGGCUGUUCAAAGGCAUCAGCAGGUGCAAAGCGGAGGAGCUGCUCAUGCAUCCAAACAACCACAACGGCGCCUUCCUGAUCAGAGAGUCAGAAACGAGCAGAGGUGGUUUCUCCUUGUCCAUCCUGAGACGAGGCAACUCUUCCUCCCUGGACUGUGUGAAGCACUACCGCAUCUCUCAGCUCCCCAACGGCUGGGUCCACAUAUCUCCCCGGCUCACCUUCCCCUCCCUGCACCACCUGAUUCAACACUACCUGGAGACAAGAGACGGGCUGUGCUGUCAGCUUACGGCGCCUUGCUUCAUCAAGGGUUUGGACAACAUGAUGGAGGCCAGGCCCGUCCCCACAGCGAUCCGCAGGCCCACCAUCAACUGGAAGGACGUCACCAGGUCUGUGCUCCUGAGGAGGAAAAGACCGGAGUCGGACAACCCUCUGGUGAGCGAGGGGCUGAGGGAGGCCAUCAGCUCCUACCUCCAGAUGACCGAGGGAGACGACAGCAGCUGGGACACCUGAGGACAGACCUUCAGACUGGGACUGAGAAAAAUGACAAAGUCAGCCAGAUGAAGUGGAGACAGCUUCUGUCCUGCUCUGGCUGCGGCACGAGCAAACUGCGAGAAAAGGCCGUCCGCAAGCCGCCCUGGACUGUCCUGGAACAGCAGGACGGCCGAGACACUACACUGCACUGAUGAAGCACGAUGUGUGACAGCAUGGACAACUGCUGGCCUCCGUCCCCGCACUCUGUGGCCUCAGAGACAAUAAUGUUCACAUUGCUGGUGUCAUUGGUGAUGUUAGGAUGAUGCUCCUUUCAGAUUAUUGCAAUUUACUGUAUUAUCGUUUUGUUUAUGUUUUUUAAAGAUUAAAACAAAU
Molecule: messenger RNA, 1397 nt
Organism: Salarias fasciatus (jewelled blenny)
Lineage: Eukaryota; Metazoa; Chordata; Actinopteri; Blenniiformes; Blenniidae
Gene: sla2a
Product: Src like adaptor 2a
Exons: 8
Coding region: 270-1043 (257 amino acids)
Molecular function (GO): protein binding
Source: RefSeq, a predicted model, not a curated record